Molecule: messenger RNA, 580 nt
Organism: Fulmarus glacialis (Northern fulmar)
Lineage: Eukaryota; Metazoa; Chordata; Aves; Procellariiformes; Procellariidae
Gene: TMEM198
Product: transmembrane protein 198
Exons: 3
Biological process (GO): positive regulation of canonical Wnt signaling pathway
Cellular component (GO): cytoplasmic vesicle; plasma membrane
Source: RefSeq, a predicted model, not a curated record
AUGCCUCUCCCAGGAGUCCCCAGAGCCAUGACUGCAACUGUGCAGACGCUGCGGUUCAAGCUGCUGCCGCGCUACCGCUGCUUCAAGGCCGUCAUGUUCCUGACGGGGCUGAUGUUCGGCUCCAUCAUCAUCUUCAUGCUGUGCUACAAGGAGCGGGUGCUGGACACGCAGCUGAGCGUGGAGGCCUCGGUGGGCAUCGGGCUGGGCAUCGGGGUCCUGUGUGGGCUGGUCACCAUGCUGGUGCGCAGCGUCGGCCUCUUCAUGGUGGGGCUGCUCCUGGGGCUGCUGCUGGCGGUGGCCACGCUGGUGGUGAUGGAGCAGUUCUACCACCCGCCGACGGUGUGGAUCCCCAUCGCGCUGCUCCUGGGAGUGUUCGGCAGCGCCAUCAUGACCGUCACCGUCGACUACUUCAUCGAGCUCUUCCUCCUGGUGCAGUACAUUUACGAGCGCAUCAAGGUGGCCCCAGCUCGCCCCGUGUGCUGGUACAGCUGGGUCAUCCUGGGCGUCUGGCCGCUCCUCACCACGCUGGGUGUCCUGGUGCAGUGGAAGGUCACGGCCGAGGGCUACUCCCACACCGAAG